AUGGGGAUAAUCAAUGGCAUCAGCCUGCCGCGGAGAAUCGGCCGCCUGGUGCUCUUCAGCGGCCUCGUGCUCACCGCCUUGGUCGUGUAUUACCUGACCUCGGCCGGCCGAGUCCAGCCCGUCUUCGUCCCGAGCUCCUUCGACUGGUCGGCGGUGCAGCAGCAUCACGGCGUCAAGGACAUCAAGCCGCUGCCCACGGGCAAGCCGGCGGCGCUUCCCAGGAUCCAGGCGGAAGCCGGGGCCUUUGUCCACUCUGCGGUCAAUGAGAAGCGGCGCAGUGCCGUGCGGCGGGCCUUCAAGCGCAGCUUCGACGCCUACAAGAAGUUUGCGUGGAUGAGGGACGAGCUGACGCCCGUGUCUGGAUCGGCCAAGGAUCCCUUUGGCGGCUGGGCUGCCACGCUGGUCGACUCCCUGGACACGCUCUGGAUCAUGGGCUUCAAGAACGAGUUCGCCGAGGCUGCGGCCGCCGUGGGCGCGCUGGACUGGUCCGUCACGGACUCGACGGCGGCCAACAUGUUUGAGACGACGAUCCGCCACCUCGGAGGGCUGCUGAGCGCCUAUGACCUGAGCGGCGAGCGCGUGCUGCUACGCAAGGCGAUUGAGCUGGGCGAGAUGCUGUACCUGGGAUUCGACACGCCCAACAGGCUGCCCGGCUUCUGGCUCGACUUUGCAAAGGCCAGAUCGGGGAGGCUGGUGGCUGGGACCAACGACCCGUCGGCGUCGCCGUGCUCGCUGAGCAUGGAGUUUACAAGGCUGUCGCAGCUAACGGGCGACAGCAAGUUCUACGAUGCCACGGAUCGGGUGACGCGCUUCCUGGAGAGGAUCCAAAACGACACGCUACUGCCGGGCAUGUGGCCGACGACGCUCAACUUCCAGUCCGAAAAGGCUGUGGACAGCAGCUUCACGCUCGGUGCGCUGGCGGACUCGCUGUACGAGUAUUUGCCCAAGAUGCAUGCGCUACUGGGGGGUGUCGACGAUGUCUACGAGAGGUUGUACCGCAAGGCCAUCGAUGCGGCGGCGAAGAACCUCCUGUUCAGGCCCAUGCUGCCGGAUGAGGACGACAUCCUGUUCAGCGGCGAGUUCAGCGCUGGUAGUGGGCUCUCUGCUGACAGCCAGCACUUGACGUGCUUCGUCGGCGGCAUGUUUGCGCUUGGGGGCAAGCUCUUUGACAUUGACGGCCACGUCGACAUUGGUGAGCGUCUCGCGCGAGGGUGCGGCUGGGCGUACAGCCGGUUUCCCACAGGCAUCAUGCCCGAGAUCUUUGGCAUGGUGGCGUGCAAAUCGCUGGAUACGUGCCCCUGGGACGAGGAGCGCUGGGACAAGGAGGGCGGCAAGACGCUGCCCAAGGGCUUCACGCACGCGCGGGACAAGCGGUACAUUCUGCGGCCCGAGGCGAUUGAGAGCCUCUUUGUGCUGUACCGCGUCACGGGCAAGGCGGAUCUGCAGGACAUUGCGUGGGACAUGUUUGAGGCCAUCAUGAAGGCGACGGAGACGGAGCUGGCGAAUUCUGCGAUUGAGGACGUGACGGUUCUGGGGCCGACGAAGAAGCUGGAUUCGAUGGAGAGCUUUUGGAUGGCAGAGACGCUCAAGUACUUUUAUCUCAUCUUCUCGCCUCCAGACGUCAUCAGCUUGGAUGAGUACGUGCUGAAUACGGAGGCACAUCCCCUCAAGAGGCCGGGAGUGGAACUGAAAUAG
This is a messenger RNA of Trichoderma reesei QM6a, 1695 nucleotides long. Its product is annotated as glycoside hydrolase family 47. The record is from RefSeq and is a predicted model, not a curated record. Gene Ontology annotation, biological process: N-glycan processing; carbohydrate metabolic process. Gene Ontology annotation, molecular function: mannosyl-oligosaccharide 1,2-alpha-mannosidase activity; calcium ion binding. Lineage: Eukaryota; Fungi; Ascomycota; Sordariomycetes; Hypocreales; Hypocreaceae. The coding region runs from base 1 to 1695 and encodes 564 amino acids. The transcript has 2 exons. Gene Ontology annotation, cellular component: endoplasmic reticulum; Golgi membrane.